Molecule: messenger RNA, 1431 nt
Organism: Auanema sp. JU1783
Lineage: Eukaryota; Metazoa; Nematoda; Chromadorea; Rhabditida; Rhabditidae
Source: the annotation of a GenBank genome assembly
AUGGUUAUGACAUUAUGGUCUCUAUCUGGAAUCCGACUCUUCCUUAUUGGAUGGAUUCUUACUUCUAUUACUAACUUCCCUGCAGCAUAUACCCAUACCUCCAUUAAUACAGCUGUUAUUGAAUUGAACAAGUAUAUCAACGAAUCCUUCACUGACCGUUUCCGUCCACUACAAAUAGAAGAGGUGUCAUUGAUCAAAUCUGGUGUUAAUAGCGUCUGGUAUGUGGGACAAAUUGGCGGUGCCAUAAUUAGUCCUAUUGUAUGUGAUAGAUGGGGACGUAAAGUUGCUUUCAUCGUUUCCGUUGUAAUGAUGACAUCCGCCUUAGGAAUACAGAUGUUGGCAUCUUUAACCCCUUACGUUGAGAUUCUUGUAACUGGACGGAUUAUUACUUCCAUUUUCUCUCCAUUGAGUGAUGCAGCUCUGAUGCUCUAUCUUCAAGAGAUAUCUCCAGCCAGUCUAAGAGGAACAAUGUCUUCUCUUUUCUCAACAGGAUAUGCCGUCAUGUGUUUGUUUGGAAUGGUAAUUGGGCAUGAAAAUGUGUUAGGUCAUUCGCUUCCUCUUCUUUUCUUUGUCCCUCUUCUUCCUGGUCUUAUUUCCUUCAUCUAUCUGCUUUUCCUACCUGAAACGCCUAAGUAUUUGAUCUUGAAGAGAAAUGACAAGGAGGAAGCUGUGAAAGCUUUACAGUUCUUCCAAGGAAGUAAUGCGGAUGAGACACAGUUGUUGGUCGCGAACCAUAGCAGCAAUGAGUCUGUCAAAGAAUCUUCUAUCUUUGCUAUUCCUAAACUGCUAAGGGAACGUCAUCUCAUGAGAGCUUUCAGUAUGUCAGUUGCUGUUCUCAUUUUGACUCUACCAUUCUAUCCCGUUUUGCAAAGCAGCACAUUCUUCUUUACCCAUUUACAUGUUCCAAAUGCUGUCGCCCAAUGGUCAUCGUCUCUUUUAAUGGUAUUACUAACUGUCUGCUGCCUGACGUCCACAGCUAUCGUUGAUAAACUUCCAAGACGAUUCAUGCUUCUUACAGCUGGUACUUGCAGUAUUCUGGCGCUCUCUCUCUUCUCUUUAGCGUCUGUGCUGCAACUGAAAUACCUUGCUGUUGGCGCUAUUUUCACAUUCAUUCUAUCGUAUGGAUUGGGUAUUGGUCCUGUUGCAUGGUUCAUUUGCCCCGAGUUGGUUCCAUUACAACAUCGUUCAGUUAUGUUCUGCUUGUGUUAUGCAGUUCAUAGUUGUUUGGUUGUUAUUACUAACUUCACAAUAAUUCCUCUAUUUACGAUAAUUGGUGGUUUAUCAUUCAUCCCAGUUUACAUAAUUCCAUGUUCUCUCUCAGUUUUGUACAUCUAUCUGUACUUACCUGAGACAAAAGGACGUGAGAAUCAUGAUAUUGUCAAUCAGCUUCGUGGAACUAAGCAAAAAUCAACAAACAUUCCAACCGUUUAA